Messenger RNA from Pogona vitticeps (central bearded dragon), 1059 nucleotides. RefSeq names its product lipocalin-like. Gene Ontology annotation, molecular function: small molecule binding. NCBI's taxonomy places the organism in Eukaryota, Metazoa, Chordata, Lepidosauria, Squamata, Agamidae. The record is from RefSeq and is a predicted model, not a curated record.
GGUCCGUCACAAUCCGCUGGACUGCAGCGGCCGCUGGAGGCUUUGGCGUCCUCUCUCCCGCUCCUUGAGGGCUCUCCCGUCUCGCCUCGACGCCGGACUGUUUGCCCUGGGAGUGGGGGGGUUGGCUGGCUUAGCCUUGGGGGAGGAGGAAAGGGGUCCCCCCCACCACCGCCGGUGGAAAGGGUGCCUCCCUUGCCCCCCACCUAGCAGGGUGCCAAGGGCUGCUUGGAGAGAAGCUGGCCCGGAUCGAACCAUCAUUGAAUACAAGGGCAAAAACUGGACAGGUCGAAAGGGCAGGUUUCGAUCUUCAGGACACACAAAGCCAUUUUGACCGGCCUGAGUUGUGAGGACAUCCAGCCAAGGGGGGUCCUCGAGAGCCCAUUAUCCCCCUGGAAGUGACAGCGGUUCCAGGAUGAUGAACGGGGCCCUGCUGAGCAUGGUGGUCUCCACCUUAAGCUGCCUCUGUGUCGCCUUUGAGAUUCCAGUGAAGCCCUAUCUGGACAUGAAAAAGCUUGCUGGGAAAUGGCACCCCAUUCUAAGGGCAAAGUACGACCCUACAGACCAGCCGUUCUAUACCUACACCAUGAGUCCUCUCAACGACGGGAAUGUGAUUCUCAAAGUGGAAGUUCCUCGAGUGAGGGCCUGCCGGCUAAAUUUCGUGGCUUUGUACGCUAUCCAGCCUGGCGUCUUUGAAAAUGCAGACGGCAAGCUGACGGUACAUCUUGUGGACACAGAUUAUGACAACUAUCAUAUCAGUCAUACCGAAAGGGAUAACAUGGCCUUCAUGAAUCUCUAUGGCCGGGAAAAAGAGGUGUCGGAAGAAGUGACCAAAAAGUUUCUGGAUAUGGCCCAGAAAGUGAUGCUCAACCCGAUGCUGCUGUUCUAUCAACACAAGACUGAUCUCUGCCUAAGUCCGCCACAGAAAGCAUAAGUAAAAUUCCUGCAAAGGGAGAGUGGGGGGAUGUUAGUGAAAUGAACAUUUCCCUAAAACCCACUGCCAGUUUUAUAACCGGUCGGACAUGGUGAUAAUGUCCUUUUCAGCAGUAAUAAAAUGUAUAC